This is a messenger RNA of Penicillium diatomitis, 1215 nucleotides long. RefSeq lists its product as uncharacterized. The transcript has 4 exons. Gene Ontology annotation, biological process: GDP-mannose biosynthetic process; carbohydrate metabolic process. Bases 1 to 1215 code for a protein of 404 amino acids. The record is from RefSeq and is a predicted model, not a curated record. Gene Ontology annotation, molecular function: zinc ion binding; mannose-6-phosphate isomerase activity. Gene Ontology annotation, cellular component: cytosol. NCBI's taxonomy places the organism in Eukaryota, Fungi, Ascomycota, Eurotiomycetes, Eurotiales, Aspergillaceae.
AUGGCUGAUGCGGUAGUCCAGCUGCAUUGCGGCGUCAAGAAUGACGGCUGGGGUAAGAAGGGCAAACAGUCAAUGGCUGCCCAUCUCUGGUCCAAGACACCUGGGAAAGACACCCAGGUGGACGAAUCCCAAUACUAUUCCGAGAUGUGGAUGGGCACUUAUCCGUCAAAUCCCUCCCACUUGGUAUCGACCGGGGAGCCACUUGCCGACUACAUUAAAAAGAACCCCCAGUUGAUGGGCAAGUCGGUUCUAGAUCGAUACGGGGCGGAGAUUCCAUUCCUACCUAAGAUCCUCUCCAUCGCGAAGGCCCUGCCCCUCCAGAUCCACCCCGACUUGAAACUCGCCGAGAAACUCCAUAAGCAAGACCCGAAGAAGUUCGGAGAUACCAACCACAAGCCCGAGAUUGCUGUUGCUCUCUCCAACUUUGAACUGUUCGCGGGAUGGAAGCCCCUCCAGGACAUUGAAGCUCUCUUCAAGCUGAAGCCGCUGGAGCAGUUUGUUCCCAAAACCGACAAAUUCGAUGAUGAGACUCUUCGACGAGUGUGCAUCAAUCUACUUAGCGCUUCCGCUGAUAACGUCGAAAGUAUCGUCAAAGAACUCCAGACCCUACCGGAGUCCCAAUUUGGCGCCGAUACAUACAUCCCCGGUCUAUUGGAUCGCCUGAGCAAGCAAUACUCCGUCGGUGACAACGGUAAUUUGGUCGCCACCCUGUUGAUGAACUAUCUUACCCUGGGACCUGGUGACUCGGUCUACGUCCCCGCAGACAGUAUCCAUGCCUACCUUUCAGGUGAUAUUGUUGAAUGCAUGGCGCGAUCCGACAACGUGAUCAACACCGGAUUCUGUCCCGUGGCGGAGCGUGAUAGCGUCGAGCUCUUCGGCCAGGCCCUGACUUUUAGCCCGCAUGAUGCGCAGAGCGCGCUCUUGCCCCGGAAAAAGAGCGACAAGGGCCUUCAGGGACGGACCGAUGUCUAUGCGCCCCCGAUCAGUGAAUUUUCCGUGCUGGUCACGACCCUGGGUGCUGGCGAGACGGAGACGCAUCAGGCGAUCUUGGGACCGAGCUUGAUGGUAGUCACCAAAGGCUGUGGGUCCAUGAAGAUCCCCGGCGAUCAAAACGUUGAGUUGAAGGAGGGCUUUGUGUUCUUUGUCGGUCAGGGUGUGGCGCUGGACUUUACGACCGAGAAAGGUAUGGCGGUUUAUCGUGCGUAUGCGGAGUAA